UUUGUUCCUAACCAGCACAAAUACUCACACCCUGUGACUUGGAGACCGCCAACUGCCAAUCAGCCAUGGACCCGGUUGGACCGUGUGACAAUCGCCCACCGGUGGACAGCCUUCAUACAAGCUUUAUCGUCAGUUUUGGAAUACACCGCUCGACCACGCAAUUGUAAAGGAGUGCGUAUCUGUUCGCUUCUCCCUUUGAACACGCUAGUUGAUUUAAACCCUAUUGAAAGCCCUCCUGGAACUCCUCCUGGAAAUUGUCUGUGUGGAUCGGCACUAUCAUGCUUCCAGAGUUCGACGGUCACAAUGUUAGUAACGGUGGUUUGGAUGACAGCUGGAGAACGGCGAAAAAGGCGACGAUCACAGCCCCUAAAGCCAUCUGCCCGAGGACACUUACACACCCGAAUGUACACUGUAUCUCCAGUAUCUCUGAUUGAAGUCAGGGAACCAAUACCAUUAACAGACGGCAAUGAUGGUGCAUGUGCUAAUAAUGAGGGGUCUACGGUUAACAGAGAGUACUGGUGGAUUACAGGGACCGAGGGACUGGAGAAGGUCUUUGUCAUGGGGAACAGUCACAUCCCAUUGCAGCUGAUCGGAUCAACUAGUCGGAGAAUGAUUGAUUUCAGUGAGACAAUCUCCGAAACGCAUGGUUUUCCAGCUCAUUCGCAGAAACUUUGUUCUGAACUGGGGGCUGAACAAUUUGAAUUCAUCAUCCUUUGUGUAGCAAUGUGUGCAGAAUCUGGUUUCCGAAAGUCCGGAAGUCCACGGGCAUCCACCGAAGUUACCUCUUUGCAACAAAACAAGCUACAAAAUAAGGAAGCGCUCGAAAAAGGCCUUCGAUCUAGACGUUCAAUCAAGGAGUUGGUCAAUCAAGGCAUCUUGCUUAGUCCAUCUAUAUCACAUCCUGACAAAGUUCGUCAGUUGCAGCGAGCCAAGACGAGUGACCUCCUGAAACACAAAAUUGAGAAGAGACCGGACAGACAACAGUUAAUUAAUCGUCGGAUUAUUAGAGACGACAAACCAGGCACCUCACCCUAUAUAUUAGAACAAUGCCAUAAUCUGGAAAAGUACCAACUGAAAACAGCAUUAAAUUCGAAACUAACAACCAGGCCUGGGACUUUGGAAUUGGUCGAAAAGGGCGUGCUUCAGGUUGAUCCAGGUGUUGAUUCGCUCAUCCGGUGUGGGUCAAUCCCGUAUCCUCGUGUUCAGAGUGUCGGCAGCGGUGAAAAAGUGAGUGCGGACGCAGUCGUGAUUCCCGCCCCGCCGCCCUUACUUUGCAUCAAACCAGCACCUCCAGCUCACACUUCAAAGUCAACGGUACCGACGCGCAACAAAUUCACAAGCCGUUCCUCUGUGGGCCCUUCGUCCACGAGUCGUUCUAUCAAAGACGAGACGGUAGUUUACAAACUGGGUUCUCUUGUGUUUCACAACUAUUGUCCCAGAUCUGUACAGUCUCUCUCGCCCAACGUUGUGACUUCCACAUCAUUCCAACAAAAGCAGCAGGCUCGUGAAGCACAACAAGUUGAAAUGUUGCGACUACAGGACACGGCUAGGGUUCACCGGCUAGUAGGACAGGAAUUGAGCCAACGUGCUGCCUUGCGACGUGCCCCGUCAGUCAACCAGUCUAGUUCUUCCGUAGAACCGAACACAGGAGGCUUCGGGAACAUAUCUUGUUCAUCCCAGUCACCUUCAGUAAUUACCGUAUCACCUUUGAAUUCUCCUAUGUUUCUUGGUGCCGUAUCAACAACCGAAAACACACAUUCCGGCUUUGUUCAAAAUUUUAUCACCCCAGACACAAAUGUUCAAAGCCCGACAACCCUGUCUCCUGCAGGGAGCCAGUUUCUUAAUUUGGCGUCAGGACUAGGUCAAGCACACACGUUGGAGCAACUGAAUGUGUUGCAGUUGCGAUCCGAAUGCCGCGAACGCAAACUAACGGCUUCGGGUUCCAAGUCCACAUUGAUUCGCCAACUGGAACCCUACCGUGACCAAAUAUUGGCCAGUUACUUUUUGAACAAAGAUUUAAGACCAGUCAAGUAUUCAAACUUCAUUCCUUUCGACCCCCAGUCUUCUGUAGUACGACCACAACCCCCAACAACACACCAGUUUCCACUGCUCCAGCCAAAGCCACUGACUAUGACAGCUCCCAUUUGGCGGAUGUCCACAGCUGGUCAGCACAUGCCAACUUUUACUUCCACCGAUAGCGGUCCUACCACUUCAUCCCCGUUCAUCCCUGUGCAAAACAGUUUUGUCUUUUGUUCCUCGAGCCCUACCCCACAACAAAGUACUCCGAGUCAGUCAGUCGACCCUUCCAUAUCAACGUUAACUUCGGCUACUAGUGAAGUUCUCAAUGUUGGACUUUCUCUCCGUCACUCGAGCUCUGCUCCACACAUGAUAGACGACACCUAUCCGCAACAAGCAGCAAAUCACAACACCAUUCCAGCUACUUCUGUCCAGCUGUCUUCGAUGGCGUCUACUUCGCUAAUCCUUGUCCAGGUGGCAGCUGACGCACCGUUCUCUACUCUUCCCUCCAUCCCAAUAUCUAUUAGUCAACAAAUUCCAUUUGUUCCUCUGUCCAAGCCCUUUGUGGAAUCCUCGGUUUGUUAUGCCUCCAGUCCGUCAAAUCUCCCCCUAGCAUCCGGUGCAAUCGGUGUCUCUCAAACCAUCCAGUCCCAGACUGCGUACUCGACUCAGAAUGAUUUUAAUGGGUCCGCGGAAUCUUGCUUUCAGUCACCUGUAUCUUCUUCCGAUCAAUCUCGCCGGAGUUCAAACGUUGUUCAAGGACCCGCAAAUGAAUCACAACAGUUCCUCGUCACCACUAUUGUUGACCCGUGUGCUCAAGUUAAUAGCUACGUUUGUUCUGAUUGUCCUGUGGAUCUAAAACAUUCAGCUCAUAACAAUGGACCCCCUACACUCGUUCAGAUUGAACAUAUUUGGCUUCGUGUGCGACAGUUGCGCCGAAGAAUUGCCAAGGAGCAAGCCUUGGACAUCCAAUCGGACGUGAAACAAGAAGAGAGCGAUGAGCGGUCCGGGCGACUACAAGCUCUCAUGCAAGAACACGAACAACUUGCCGUCCUUUGUCGGCUGCUAGUUAUCGAACGAAUCGAUGCACUAGACGAAAUGAUCGAUUCCGGCUUUCAGAAUGGCGCUGCAGACCCUGGUCUAUCUUCGGGUCGUUUUCCGAACUCUGGAUUGCUGUCUUCCUCCAGCAACUCUACCUCCGGACUUCAAUUGGAGCGUAAUUUACUGUACUCGUACCUGCGCAAGUUAGGUGGCAGUGCUUUGGUUAACUGUGUCUCCUCUUCUACCGUCCGAUCUCGUCGUUCCAGUUCUCCUUUGCUGCAUGUUAAGCCGACACUCGAAACCACACCUAACCAGGUUUCUGGCUCUGCGGUUGACAGGUCCCACUCAUCCGAGAUUGGUCUCACAAGCGUUCCUUAUGUCGCCUCCACUCCACGCCUUCGCCAUAUUAGUUUUGAUCCAAACGCUGAACUACCAGGCGUUUCUUUAAGCAGGAUACAUACGGCAUCCAGUUGGUCCGAUGGACUACAGAUUUUGAAUAACCGUUCCGCCGCAUAUACAGAUGGUGGAGCAACAAGGGAAGAGGUAGAUCAUAUCACCAUACUCCUGAUGAUUUGUUCUAAAUUACCCACCAUAACUGAUCACUUCUUACUCAACUUUCCUACUUCUAUACCUGUGGUUACCAGCAAAGAACCAAUGGAACCGCCACCUUCACCCCUAACCACGGAUGCUUUAUUUGAACUAUGGGAUAGCGUCUUGAAGGAUACAAAUAAAACCAACGAAGAUUCGUCUUCAGUGCCCAUACUUGACAAUGGACUUCCACAGGACCUACCUUCGGAUGCUGAAUCUAUGGAUGUGCAGACAACUGGUCCAACGAGUUGUACAGUCUUUGGUCUUAACAGACAAGUAGCCAGAUGGUUCUUCUUCACUGGCACAUGCUGUACUGCACGUUUUGCUCAUGCAACCGGAGCGCCCAGCGUGCGAGUUUCCCGCGAGGAUCUCUGGUGGUCCUCAUCCACUCCAGAGACGCAGCAGCUCCUCCACACCCAACUGGCCAGUUGCUCGCCCCAACCGGAAUUGGGUACCAAGCGCCGGCUGCGCACCUUCGACGAACUGGUGGCGCGACACUCCGCCCAGUCCCGACAAAGCCCAAUCCAACGACUGCUUCAGGCCGGCGAAGAACAGCGUCGGGUCAGAUCCAGGCGCCAUCCCGGCCCUCUUGAACCGCCUCAUAGCCUCCUGGCGGUCGGCCCAUAUGUCGAACUCCGCUGCAAGGACUUCCUUCGCGGCGGCCUAGUCUAUCUUCCGAGGGCGUCUCCUUGCCGCAUCCAAGGCCGCCUUCGCCCGGCCCCCGAGGAGGGUCUUCAGCGCCGCCAACUUACCUCGGUCGGGACUACAGUGGAUAACCUGCCCGAAGUUCGGACGUUACUAUCGCAUAAACCAGAUACUUUCUGCGCAGAAUCUUCCAUGUGCAUUCCAGAACUGGCUUCGGACCCUUCUCCAUCUAAUAACUCUGCUCAUGCACAAGCACCCCACAUCAUGCAGUGUGAAGAUCAUCCCCACAGUGGUACAUCUUCAUUAACUUUCUCGGAGAGAUUGGAUUUUUCUACGUUAGGUUCCAGCUUCAUGACGUCAACUCUUCCGACGGUUUGCAAUGUCAAUGCAGUGAUGCUGCCAACUUCAACGCUGUGGUCUUCUCCUUUCAACUCAAAAAUAUCCAGUCCCUCAACCUCUUCGUGUACCGCAGUCACGCACACAUCAGGACACCGUCCCGACAAGUCCGUAUUUCCCGGCUCCUCGCUAAUUUCUCAGGCCAAUGUACCCCCGGUGGAACUAGCAGACGCUUUGUUUACCUCCUUGGACUCUACGGAUCUUGCUGAGCUCAUGGACACGGCAGAGCCAGUCGGAAUGUCGCCGAUAGCGAUGAACUGGACGAUUGAUACCUAAUUCGUGUAUACACCAUUUAGGCCACAACAUAUUUCUAUUCUUAUAUAACACGUGAUUCCCUUUUGUCUUACUCCCCUAUUAUUUCGAGAGUCAACCAUUCAGCUCCCUAUUUACGCCCCAAACAGAUUUUUUUCGUUUGUCGCCCUACCUCUUUCCGUUCGUUGAUCCCACUUCCGAGUGCUCUCGUAUUAUGCUUGCUUACAUCUGUCAGCGGAAUAUAUCUUCAAUGGAAGGAAUGCUGGCCCAACAGACAUCUAUGGAAAACAUUUCUAGAUGCCUUGCGUAAAAUUCAAAUCAAACCGACUCACUUAGGACUCAUCGGCUUUGCGCAGAAAUUCGGUGAAUCCCAUCAUCCUGCGUGCCUAAAAAAUCAUUCAACAGUUUUCUGCCGCACUUGCCUGUAAAGAGAUACACUAAGAUCCCCAUGCUGUGUGUCGCUUAUUCAACCUUUCUUUUCCCGCCUCUUUUUCAACGUAUUUUUCUAUCUUCAGUGUUCAUUCCUGUUUUAGAUCUAUUAAAGAAGGUUAUAUCUAAUAGCGGUUUAUUUUUUUGCCCUUCUUACUCUCGAUUCCACGUAAAAAUCGGUCGUUCUUAGGGGAGA
Messenger RNA from Opisthorchis viverrini, 5563 nucleotides. RefSeq lists its product as hypothetical. The annotation marks the transcript as partial. The record is from RefSeq and is a predicted model, not a curated record. The transcript has 15 exons. NCBI's taxonomy places the organism in Eukaryota, Metazoa, Platyhelminthes, Trematoda, Opisthorchiida, Opisthorchiidae.